GUGUAGUCAAAAUGUCGCUCACGUGGGAAGAUAAAGAAGUCCGUUUUGAUAUACCUUUUACAGAGAUGAGGCUCAAGAUUGGGGAGAAAAUCGUGGACCGGUUGGAAAAUAUCGAAGAUACGAAAGGCAACGGGGGUGACAGGGGGAGGCUUAUUGUGACAAACAUAAGAGUAUUGUGGCACUCCGUGACAAGUCCUCGGGUUAAUCUAUCAAUCGGAUUUAACUGUGUCGUGGCUAUUAGCACGAAAGUUGUCAAUUCGAAACUGAGAGGGACAACGCAAGCCCUACACAUGUUGACAACUUCAAAUCGAACACGUUUUGAGUUCAUUUUCACUAAUCUUGUCCCUGGAAGUAUGCGCCACUUUACUUCGGUCAUGGGAGUCCAUAAGGCCUAUAUGUCCUCGAAGCUUUACCGAGAGCUAAAACUUCGAGGGGCCGUCAUUCACAACAAGCAGUUGAAAAUAUUACCUCUAGAACAAGUCUUUUCUACUCUCCACGGGGUUUGGAACCUUUCGAGCGACCAAGGUAGUCUUGGUACCUUCAUAGUAACGAAUGUCAGACUUGUGUGGUUCGCCGAUAUGAACGAAGCCUUUAACAUUUCGUUACCUUACUUACAAAUAAACUCAAUUAAAGUUCGCGAUUCAAAGUUUGGGACGGCUUUAGUGGUUACGAGCUCGGAAAUUAGUGGGUCUUAUAUAUUGGGUUUCCGCGUUGAUCCUGAAGAGAAGCUGCGCAACUUAUUCAAAGAGUUGACGUCCUUACAUUCCAUCUACAAAGGCAAUCCAAUUUUCGGCGUGGAGUAUAAGUGGUGUUCGAAUAAAGUUGACGAGCACUCGGAUAAGAAACUUGUGGAGGAUGUUGUGGAAGUUGAAGAGCCUCGAGGGGAGUUGUCGAAUACAUUGGCGGCUUAUUUGGCUGACGAGGGUCAUGCUAAAGACAGACCGCCGGUUUAUUCACCCGAUUUGGGUCUAGCGAUUGAGAGUGUGAAGGACGGUUUUACUUUGCAGAAGUUGUGGGAAGUUAUACCUUCGUAAUUAAACACUUGAAUAAAUA
This is a messenger RNA of Zophobas morio, 1053 nucleotides long. It is a transcript of the gene BBS5, whose product is annotated as Bardet-Biedl syndrome 5 protein homolog. Lineage: Eukaryota; Metazoa; Arthropoda; Insecta; Coleoptera; Tenebrionidae. Bases 12 to 1034 code for a protein of 340 amino acids. Gene Ontology annotation, cellular component: ciliary basal body; BBSome. The transcript has 6 exons. The record is from RefSeq and is a predicted model, not a curated record. Gene Ontology annotation, molecular function: phosphatidylinositol-3-phosphate binding. Gene Ontology annotation, biological process: intracellular transport; cilium assembly.